Molecule: messenger RNA, 1212 nt
Organism: Acytostelium subglobosum LB1
Lineage: Eukaryota; Evosea; Eumycetozoa; Acytosteliales; Acytosteliaceae
Exons: 1
Source: RefSeq, a predicted model, not a curated record
AUAUACUAUUACAAAUACAACAACAACAAGAUAAUGAUAUCAAAGGAGAAAUUGUUGUUAAUUACAACACCUAUUGUAAUUACAACAGCAAUCGCUUACUAUUUCAUCUUUAACUUACAGGACAAGUUGAGAUUGCUAAAGGAUAGACUCGAGAAGGAGAAGCAGGCAAAGAUACAUGAGCAAAAGAAGUGUGAGGAACAGAGACUGGGCAGAACAAGAGCAGAGAGAGAGUUGCGUAGAGUCCUCAAUGACCUAAAGGAGGACCGUCAGAACUCACAUCAAGAGAGACCACCUGAUUAUCCUCCAAUUGGUUUCUUGGAGUGCUGCUUCAGAGAACGAAAUGGAACACCGAGACAGGGUGCCUUUGUCACCAAGGGUAGAGCCAUCCUUAAGCUACGAACAAACAUCAACCCUGCACAUGCCCUCGAGGGUCUCGAUCAGUACAGUCAUUGUUGGUUGAUCUUUGUCUUCCAUGAGAACACAAACACUCUGCGUGGUGUCAGACAGGACAGACCAGGCAGCAUGGUCAAGGCAAAGGUCAAGCCACCAAAGUUGGAUGGUGUCCGUGUUGGACUGUUCUCAACGAGAACUCCACAUCGUCCAAAUGCCAUUGGUCUCAGUGUGGCCAAGAUUGACAAGGUCGAAGGCAGCUGUUUGUACCUCUCUUGCAUCGACUUGAUUGAUGGAACACCUAUAUUGGACGUCAAGCCAUACAUCAAGCAUUACGACAGUGUGGAGGAGGCUAUCAACCCAGCUUGGACACUCACUCCAACCGUGCCUCCACUGAAGGAAGUGCGCAUCCUACCAGAGGCAGACGAACAGCUACAGGCAUUGGUCAACAAGAAGAUACUCAAGUUCUAUGACAACUUUGAUGACAUUAGACUGGCCAUCAUGCAGGUGCUCAUUGAGGACAUUCGCUCGAUCAGAAAGAGAAAGAGCGAUAAGAUUCAUGACUUGACCAAGGACACUGUGGAGAAGUUGUCUGAUGAAGAGGACUUGACACCAGAGAAGCACAGGUUCUGUAUCGAUACACUCAAUGUUCGUUUCACCGUAGUGGAUCAGAUUGCAGAGGUGUUUGAAAUACAACACGACAUUGUUCUGAAGAAGAAGGAGAAGAAUAUCUAUCAACCAUCUAGCAUCUAUGUUGAUAACGCUGCUGCUACUGAAAAACAACAACAACAACAAGUGGAGGAAGAGGAAGAGGAGGAAGAC